Molecule: messenger RNA, 1320 nt
Organism: Lodderomyces elongisporus
Lineage: Eukaryota; Fungi; Ascomycota; Pichiomycetes; Serinales; Debaryomycetaceae
Gene: MET15
Product: bifunctional cysteine synthase/O-acetylhomoserine aminocarboxypropyltransferase
Exons: 1
Coding region: 1-1320 (439 amino acids)
Biological process (GO): transsulfuration
Molecular function (GO): pyridoxal phosphate binding; transferase activity, transferring alkyl or aryl (other than methyl) groups
Source: RefSeq, a predicted model, not a curated record
AUGCCUUCUCAUUUCGAUACCCUUCAAUUGCACGCCGGUCAACCUGUUGACGGACCACACAGACCAAGAGCUCCUCCAAUCUAUGCCACUACUUCAUACGUCUUUAACGACUCCAAACACGGUGCUCAAUUGUUUGGCUUGGAGACUCCAGGUUACAUUUACUCAAGAAUCAUGAACCCAACCAAUGAUGUUUUUGAGCAAAGAAUCGCCGCCUUGGAAGGUGGUAUUGGCGCUUUGGCCACUUCUUCAGGUCAAUCUGCCCAAUUCUUAGCCAUUGCAGGUUUGGCUCACGCUGGUGACAACUUUAUCAGUACUUCCUAUCUCUAUGGUGGUACUUAUAACCAAUUCAAAGUUGCAUUCAAGAGAUUGGGAAUUGAAACAAGAUUUGUUAAUGGUGACUCGGCCGCCGACUUUGAGAAAUUGAUUGAUGACAAGACCAAGGCCAUCUACUUGGAAAGUAUUGGUAAUCCUAAAUACAAUGUGCCAGACUUUGAAAAAAUUGUCAAGGUUGCUCACGAUAAUGGUAUCCCAGUCGUUGUUGACAAUACCUUUGGUGCUGGUGGUUUCUUAGUUAACCCAAUUGCACACGGUGCAGAUAUCGUCGUCCACUCUGCUACAAAAUGGAUUGGUGGUCACGGAACCACUACUGCCGGUGUUGUUGUGGACUCUGGUAAAUUCGACUGGACUAAAUACCCAGAAAAGUAUCCACAAUUCUCCAAGCCAUCAGAAGGUUACCACGGCUUGGUGCUUAGCGAGGCUUUGAAAGAGGCUGCAUACAUUGGUCACUUGCGUAUUGAGCUUCUUCGUGAUCUUGGUCCAGCAUUGAACCCAUUUGGUUCAUUCCUCCUUCUUCAAGGUUUGGAGACUUUGAGUUUGAGAGUUGAGAGACAAAGUGAAAAUGCCUUGGCAUUGGCUCAAUGGUUGGAGAAACACCCACAAGUUGAAUCGGUCUCAUACUUGGGCUUACCAUCCCACGAAUCACACCAAUUGGCUAAGAAGUACUUCAACAAUGGUGCAAAAUACUAUGGUGGUGCUUUGGCCUUUACAGUCAAGGAUCAACCAAAGACUUCCGAAGACCCAUUUGACGAAGCAUCUCCUAAAUUGGUUGACAAUUUGCAAAUUGCCUCAAACUUGGCUAAUGUUGGUGACUCAAAGACAUUGGUUAUUGCACCAUACUUUACUACACACCAACAAUUGACUGAAGACGAAAAAGUUGCUUCUGGUGUUUCAAAGGGAUUAAUUAGAGUCUCCGUUGGUACUGAAUUCAUUGAUGAUAUCAUUAAUGACUUUGACCAAGCUUUCAAGAAAGUUUACGCUUAA